Molecule: messenger RNA, 775 nt
Organism: Caenorhabditis auriculariae
Lineage: Eukaryota; Metazoa; Nematoda; Chromadorea; Rhabditida; Rhabditidae
Source: the annotation of a GenBank genome assembly
AUGUCCUAUCCGACUGGCCAAGUUUUCUACCCAGCUCAGCCAGUUUAUGGAGCUCCCACUUACAUUCAACAGCCUGGCUACGACUAUAAGCAACCUUAUAACGGGUGAGUCUUGUUUUGGAAAACUGUAAAGUGCGGAUGGUAGCUGGGACAUGGUUAUUCUUGAAACAAUCCUUUUUAGAGAGGGAAGUUUUUGAAUUUCUCUGGAAAAAAAAUUCUUUUUAAGACUCCCAUGCGCUUUUACCUGCACACAGAUACAAAAAACAAUCCGCCAUAAAAAUAAUUUUUUUAAAAUCUUCCUCAAAAAAGGUGAACUAGUAUAUUUUUUUGUUUAUUUUACGAAAUGAAUAAUAAAAAUGAGAUAACAAAACUGAGCUUUGCGAGCUGAAGAGUACAGAAAAUUAAGAGACGCAGAUCUCUUUUUCUCUGGUCUCUCUUCAGUUCCCGCGUUGAUUCGCUUGUAAAUUAUUUUGUUAAUAAGUCCUCAACUUUUUAAAUGAGCGUGAUAUUUUGCAUUUUUUUUCUUUCAAAUUAGGCCGAAAAGCCUUACCUAUUCACUUCCAGAUACCAACAACCACCAAGCAAUCCUUGCGGCUGCUGCGAAUGCUGCGGCUGCUGCUGUACCUCGAUUUUCGCCUGCUGCGUUGGCCUGAGCUGCCUGGCUUGCUGUGAUAUUUGCAAUUGAGAUAUGUAUUCUCGAUGAAUUGGUCGCACGCGGAAUGGCUCUAUGCGUUGCGGUCGAGUUGCGUCUCCUUGAAGCUGCGCCAGACGCGUAA